This is a messenger RNA of Effrenium voratum, 1785 nucleotides long. Lineage: Eukaryota; Dinophyceae; Suessiales; Symbiodiniaceae. The record is from the annotation of a GenBank genome assembly.
UCCCAAUAGGAGUACUAGAAAAUCCGAUGGCGAGCGCCGAGUUAGAUGGAGAGAGCUUCUACGACCUUCUCCGGAAACUGGAGGAGGUGCAUUUCCGGGAGGUGGCCGAACUGCAAGGCCAGCUGAAGUCCGCGCCGGAGCGGCCCGCGCUGGGCCCCAAGCUGGAAAACCCCCUGCCGCUGGAACUUCCGCCAGACCACGAGGCGCCAGUGCGGCCUCGCGUACCUAGGGGGGAUGUGCUGGAGGUGUCUGCAGACACUUCCCGGGAGUUCCAGCGCUUGUCCAUGCUGAGCCCCCCGAAGCAGCAGCAGCAGAAGCCCAAAACCUUUUGGGCCUGCUUCGAGUUCUGGGUGCGCAGCGAGCGCUUCGACAUCUUCAUCGCCUUCUUAGUCUUCGCCAACUUCAUCACCAUGGCCGCGGAGGUGCAGUACGAGGGCAUGGACGUGGGUUACUCGCUGGGCCACCGCUUCAUGACCAUCCCCUCUUCUGAGUACUGGCCCGGCGCGCCCGCGGUCUUCCAGGUCUGUGGAACCUUCUUCUUGGUGGUCUUUUCCAUGGAGAUCUUGGUGCGCCUGUUGUUCCUCAGGGCGGCCUUCUGCAAGACCUGCUACAACAUCGUGGACUUCCUGGCGUUGCUGGCCUCGGUGGUGGAGCUCUGGCGAUCGCUGCCCGUGGACCCCACCCUCCUGCGCCUCUGCCGACUCGCCAAACUCUUCAGGACCAUCCGAUUUCUCAAGAUGUCGGGGAUGCUGGACUCCCUCUCCAUGCUCCUGCGGUGUAUGAGCUCCAGUGGCCUCACGCUCUUCUGGUCGCUUCUCUUCCUGGGUGUCAUCCAGCUGAUCGCCGCCAUGAUCAUCUGUUUGCUGGUGCGGCCCUACCUCGAAGACGUCCAGGUGAAUGAAGUGGAGCGCCUCGCGGUGUAUCGCUACUAUGGCUCCUUCACCUUAGCGGUACUCACCCUCUUCGAGGUCUUCUUUGCGAAUUGGUCCCCCGCCUGCAGGGCUCUUACCGACAACAUCAGCGAGUGGUACAUGACGCUGUUCCUGAUAUACCGCUGUGCCAUCGGCUUUGCCGUCAUCAACGUGGUGAACGCCGUCUUUGUUCAGCAGACGCUGCAAGUGGCCAAGGGGGACGAGGAGAUGUUGUUUCUGGAGAAGCAGAAGGCGGAGGAGAAGUACUUCCGCAGCGUGGCGGGGAUGUUCCACAAGUUGGACACCUCCGGGGAUGGGUCGCUGUCCUGGGAGGAGUUCCAACAAGCCAUGGAGGACCCCAAGCUCUGCUUCCUGCUGCAAAAGCUGGAAAUCGACCCGGGUGACCUGAAGCUGUUGUUCGACCUCAUGGACGAGCAAGGCACCGGCGAGAUCUCCAUCGAGGACUUUAUAGAGGGCAUCACUCGCUUCAAGGGCGGUGCCAAGUCCCUGGACGUGGGCCAAGUCCUCCUCCGCGCCAAACGCCUCGAGAAGUCCCUCGCCCGCAUCGAGGACCGCCUCGCCCCGCCGCCUCCGCGGCUCGGGGCGGCGAGGAAAGCGGCGGCGCAAAGGGAGGCGACCCAGGAGUAGGCGAGCCACGAAAAGAGACGCCACAAAGCGCCAAGGGGGUUCCUCCUAACGGCAGCCCCUUGCAAAGCAAAUCGUUUUGGGAUGGAUCGCGCUGUUCGCUGAAAUCAUGGGCCCUCGUUUGGCCUGUGAAAAGGUUGCACAGAAUGUCCGCAGCCUGGCGAUGUUUGAACCCACUGACGGAUGAAAUUGUGGCGUGCACGGGUUCACCUCGCGUCGGUUGGUUGCA